Messenger RNA from Camelina sativa (false flax), 1068 nucleotides. RefSeq names its product ethylene-responsive transcription factor ERF038. The record is from RefSeq and is a predicted model, not a curated record. Gene Ontology annotation, molecular function: DNA-binding transcription factor activity; DNA binding. Gene Ontology annotation, biological process: regulation of DNA-templated transcription. NCBI's taxonomy places the organism in Eukaryota, Viridiplantae, Streptophyta, Magnoliopsida, Brassicales, Brassicaceae.
CCAUAUGGGCUAUAUAUGGUAUGGUACGUAUUAAAUACUAACACAUAUAUUUUAGGUAUAGCAUACAAAAGAAAGUCCGCAUUCUAAUUUUUGGAUGUAUAUAAUAACAACACACCGACCUCUUCCUUCCUCAAUCCUCUUUUCUAACUCUUCACACUAAAAACCCAAACACACACACACAGAAACCAAAUUUAUAUUUUCUUUUUUUUUCUCUCUCUCUCAAAAUCUUCCCACCAAAUCAAAGUCUUCCUCUAUACAAAUUCCAAGAAAAUGGAACGUGACGACGACUGCCGGAGAUUUCAAGAUUCACCGGCGCAGAAGACGGAGAGAAGAGUGAAAAAUUAUCCAAAAAAGAAAAGAUCAGUCAAAGAUGAUGAAAAAGUUGUUGUUUCAAAGCAUCCAACGUUUCGAGGUGUCAGAAUGAGACAAUGGGGGAAAUGGGUUUCUGAAAUCAGAGAGCCAAAGAAGAAAUCAAGAAUCUGGCUCGGCACUUUCUCCACGGCGGAGAUGGCGGCGCGUGCUCACGACGUUGCUGCUUUAGCCAUCAAAGGCGGUUCUGCUCAUCUCAACUUCCCAGAGCUCGCUUACCACCUCCCUAGACCAGCUAGUGCCGACCCUAAAGACAUCCAAGCCGCCGCCGCAGCAGCUGCAGCCGCAGUAGCCAUUGACAUGGAAGUAGAGACGUCUUCACCGUCUCCGUCUCCCACUGUCACCGAAACGUCAUCUCCGGGUACGACUGCGAUAUCUGACGACGCGUUCUCCGAUCUUCCUGAUCUCUUGCUCGACGUGAACCACAAAAUCGACGGCUUCUGGGAAUCUUUUCCCGACGACGAAGAACCCUUCCUCUCUCAAAGUUACUAGGAAACUCAAAAACGGUGUCGUUUCAUUGUAUGUAUUUUUGCCGUGUGAAAAAAAUUUUGACGUUGAAAAUAUCACCCGGAUAAUCCAAAUUGUAUUGACAAAGAAAAAGGAAAAAAAAAAAAUCCAAAAUUGUAUGAUUGAUUAAUCGUUUUAAGAUAUUCUUCAAAGUGUGAAAAUGUGUGAUAUAAGUAAAAAACGUUACUAUUU